AUCAGGAAAGGUACCCCAACCAUCCUCUUGUGGGUGGUGAGGAGCAGAUCUGCUGGGUUAAACUUGGUGGUCAACAAACUGAAAGCAGCGACCCACGGGCCGCGAGCGGAACAGCGGGAACGUUGGAUCAGAAACCUAGAAUCAGAGCCGCAGUCGAAGCCGCCCCCUUUUCCGGACGCCCUGCCCGCUCCUGGAACCGGGUUCACAUCACGCCCUCAGCAACACGUUAUGCGUCGGUGAACUACAUUUCCCAGAAUGCGAUUCAACCUUCUUCCCAGGGCUCCAAUGAGCGCCGUGGUUACGCCAUCAGCCGGCGCGGUGUUUAGACUCCACUGAUGUCGUGGCGCUUUAGGGGAAGAAGUUGGUGUUUCGCGGGGUCCUGGUACUGAAGACGCGGUCCGGGUCACCCCUAGCUGUUUCCUACACACCCAACCCCCCGCGCCCGCCUUUUCUCUCUCUCCUCUGGAAGGAUGAGGCGUGCAGGCCUGGGUGAAGGAGUACCUCCUGGCAACUAUGGGAACUAUGGCUAUGCUAACAGUGGGUAUAGUGCCUGUGAAGAAGAAAAUGAGAGGCUCACUGAAAGUCUGAGAAGCAAAGUAACUGCUAUAAAAUCUCUUUCCAUUGAAAUAGGCCAUGAAGUUAAAACCCAGAAUAAAUUAUUAGCUGAAAUGGAUUCACAAUUUGAUUCCACAACUGGAUUUCUAGGUAAAACUAUGGGCAAACUGAAGAUUUUAUCCAGAGGGAGCCAAACAAAGCUGCUGUGCUAUAUGAUGCUGUUUUCUUUAUUUGUCUUUUUUAUCAUUUAUUGGAUUAUUAAACUGAGGUGAUGCAUGUAAUUGUGAAUUUGAAAUUUGUUCCAACUUAAUGACUUGGAGUACCACUUUGAUAAAAAUCAGCAUCAAAACAUUCCUAGUGUUCAAAUACUGUGGCAUUUUCCAUUGAAAAUUGCUGAAUUUCGCUUAUUUUAUAAAUCACAUUAGUUAAUACAGUGGUCUUUGAAUACUGUUUCUUAAUGACUCAUUUUAGCCCCUAUUUUCAGGGGUAGUGAGAGGGUGUGGCUCCACUAAUUUCCAGUUUGUUUUUCUAUUGUUUGCCAACUGUCAGAUUAAAUAGCAUUAUAAUAUUUUGUUGGAAUCAUAUAUACAGGUUUAUGUCCCAUUUAAGGAAACUUAGUGGGAGAGUAACAGAAUGCCUGGAGAGCCUGACUCUGAGCUCUUGAAGUAGUAGUCAGCCAGUUUGUGGUAGAAUGGUCAUUGAAUUUUCCUAACUGCAUCAACUGUAAUGAUAUACUCCCUUCUCCUCCUUUAUUUAGUUAAAAUCGUAGGCUGAUUUCUUUUUAACCUACAAUCUUCCUAAUAAUUUUUGAUGAUAAUGACCCCUCAUUUCUUUCUGCCCAAAGAUCUCAUUCUUUAAAUAAAGCUUAUUAUUUUGGCAUAUUUCUGGUAGGGCCCAUUGCACAUGUGUAUCAGUAUAGUUAUUAUUUCAUAUUAACUUUAUAAAUUCUCUUGACUUGGCUUAUAGUAGUUUUAUGAUUUUUACUACAUAGGUAGCACAUUUGAUUAUCAUUUGUGACAGAAUAAUGUGAAGUUAAGUAAUUACUGAACUCUAAAUGGAAAUAGUACGCAAGAAACUUAGGCAUUGAACUUGAAGGUAAGAGUAUUGUUGCUUUAAUCCAGUGUGUUUGUUUAUGGAAAGAAAAACACAAAGGCAGACUGUUGAGUAAAAAAUAUUAAAUAUUGUUAAAUAUUCUGUAUUUUGGAAUUUAUCCAUUUAUAGGCUUCAAAAGUAAAUUUUUAAAUAAAAUAUAUUAGUGAACUGUG
Messenger RNA from Pongo pygmaeus (Bornean orangutan), 1820 nucleotides. RefSeq names its product Bet1 golgi vesicular membrane trafficking protein (gene BET1). NCBI's taxonomy places the organism in Eukaryota, Metazoa, Chordata, Mammalia, Primates, Hominidae. The transcript is spliced from 4 exons. The coding region runs from base 471 to 827 and encodes 118 amino acids. The record is from RefSeq and is a predicted model, not a curated record.